Molecule: messenger RNA, 849 nt
Organism: Paramecium sonneborni
Lineage: Eukaryota; Ciliophora; Oligohymenophorea; Peniculida; Parameciidae
Source: the annotation of a GenBank genome assembly
GUUAAUAUUUUUGCUAUUAGGCAAUGAUAUUUUCAAAUAAAAAAACUAAUAAGAUAAUUAAUGCAAGAGGAAUCAUCUAAAAAAGUAGAUCCUAUGGAGGCUUUUAGAAAAAAAGAAGAUUAUAGAGAGGCAUGUCAAAAAUUAGAUGGAUUGCACUCAUAAAAUAAAGAAAAUGAUGAAACAAAAUAUUUGAUGCUAUUUAAGAAAUAAGAAACUUCUAGAAAAGAUUUGUGUGUAAUAAUAAGAGUUUAUAAUGGAAAUAUGAUUUGGAUGUAAAAAAUAGAUAGAGGAGCAUUAGAUGAAAUGAUUUUAAAAACAGAUAUUAAAGGCACUUAUUCAUCAUUUUGUGAAUUAAUCAGAUUUGCAAUAAGUGAAAAUUCAUAUGAUUUUGUACAAUUUGAAGCUCAAUUAGAUAUAGUACUCUACUUUUCUUUAUAAAGACAUGUUUAACUAAAAGGUUAAAUUCCCUUAGAUUAAGGAUUACCAAUAACAAAUGAUGAAGACACAAGAAAAAUUCAAUUUUAAUUUGUUUGUGAUUUAGUUGAUGUUUUAAAGGCUACUCAGUUAUAAUUUACUAAAGAAAUUGAAGUGAAUACAAAUAGAAAGAAAAAAAAUGAAUAGAUGAUAGAUGUUGAAUAGCCUCCUCUUUAAAAACCCCCUCCUCCACCUAAAAAAAAUCUCUUAACAAUUGGUUAAGAAAUUUUAAAUACUCCAGAAGUAUUACUACCUAGAAAAGGUCCUUAUGGAAUACCUUUUUAUGGAAAUCAAUAUGUUUAAUUUCCAUCUGGUGCUGAUUUAAUUAAUCCAAAUAAAAAAAAGAGAAAAACAAAUGGGGGGAAAUUAGAUUGA